This is a messenger RNA of Schistocerca serialis cubense, 1643 nucleotides long. Its product is annotated as endocuticle structural glycoprotein ABD-5-like. NCBI's taxonomy places the organism in Eukaryota, Metazoa, Arthropoda, Insecta, Orthoptera, Acrididae. The transcript is spliced from 3 exons. Gene Ontology annotation, cellular component: chitin-based extracellular matrix. Bases 36 to 416 code for a protein of 126 amino acids. Gene Ontology annotation, molecular function: structural constituent of chitin-based larval cuticle. The record is from RefSeq and is a predicted model, not a curated record.
CUCGUUCAUCCACGACAGGAGCAUCUGCCACAGCAAUGGCCGCCGGUACGCUGUUCCUCCUAGCGAUGUUGGUGACUGUUGUGUUGGCGGCACCCCAACGUGACAAUCCGAAAGACGCUACUAUUCUGGAGCAGGAGAACGACUUCAAUGGCGUCGACAACUGGCGCUGGAGUUACAAGUCGAGUGACGGCAGCCAGCGACAGGAGGUUGGUGGAAUAGUGGACGGAUUCCUCAAGACGGUCGGGAGCUACUUAUGGAAGUCGCCCAGCGGCCAGAAGUACACAGUCAACUACGUCGCCGACAAGGACGGCUACCAGUCCAAGCUGGAGGCCGUCGACGAGACGGUGGAGCCGCCCAAGCUCGAGAAGCAAGUCCUCCUCAGCCCCAACGCCAAACUAUCGCUCAUCGGCCGCUAAAGAACCCCGCAGUUCUUACCAAUAUACGACGUACCACAUGCCCAAAACUCAUUUUCUGUCCCUCUCAGAUAGUGUGAAGAACACUUUUACAAAUGAAGCCUUCCUGCAGAUAUUAUGAGACUGAUACAAAUGCGAUCAGGCGAAGGUACAGAUGAGAUAAACUCGUAGGCUCUACUCACUGUUUUAAUGGACAACCUUCGGAUCAUGUCACGAAAACUGACAGAUUAUCAAUUUCUAUGGUUUCAAAAUUAAUCCAUUUGGUAUCAGUGUCAAGGAUCAUCCUCACGUUGUAUGGAGUCAACAGAUUUAUCAUCAAAUAUUUCUUAAUGUGUGUCCAAUAAAAAUUGUUGUCUUUUCGGCAGCUAUAUGACGCAGUUCCUAGAGCUCUAAUAUCACACGUCAAAGAUAGCUUUAUGAAUAAUGUGUCAGUGGGACAUUUACACCUUAGAAUCUUCUUGAAAUGUCAUCGUCUCUGAAGUAGUGUGACAAACUGAAAGACGAUAUCGCUGCAUGAAUUUUUCUGAAAGUUGAAAGUUCAUGACAAGCCACUUCGUCUGUCUGUAAAAGAGUCUACAUUUGUUUCUGACACUUCAUUCAUAAAUUUGCCUCUUGAUUGCAUAUAACAGUACAAAUAAUUCAUGGUGAUCGGUUCCUGCUUCUUGCCAUAAUCAGAUCCGUUACGAAAACUAGGGAAAGAUACUAAAGUGAGAAUAAUAAUUUGAAACAGAUUGAAACCUAAUUAACUGAAAAUAUAAGUGUCUGUAAAAAAGAAAUGUGUAAGAACAGAUAGAAUACAUAAAAAAGGAUAACGUGCCAUUGAAAGUAAUCAGAUAAAAGCAUCAAUGUUAAGUGCUAGUGAUGGCCUGAGAGCGUCCUAUAUUUAUACAUACACAACUCUAACGAGCAGAGGAAGCUAAUUCUGAGGCACAUAAGUAAUCAGCAUCAUAAAUUUAAUAGCAUAAAAUACUCACAAUCAUUAAUUAAAACUAAUUCACCAGAAUACUUUUAGUGGAAAGUUAUCCUUUUUCAAGUAUUCUUAAUUUCAUAUUUUUAUAAGUUAUUAGGCGCCGUAUGUAAUGAACUGUACUAUUCCCACAUUAGUGUUUUUUCUAUUUUUAGAACAGAUCUGAUGGUGGCAGUGAACCGAAGCUGUCAGUUGUGAAUAAGCUAUUGUGACUAACGAGUUAUAAGCGAUCAAGGUAUUUACAAAUAAAUUAUGUCUGAGUA